AUGUGCAGCGUUGGGAAACUAACUAGCAGCAGCACCCGCGCUCCCAAGACCUUUGAACCGUCUCGUUUCACGGACGUCCGGAGGCGCACGUCCAUGUCCGGCGGUCUCUCCACGGGCGUCCGGGCGCGCCACGAACCGCCUCAGUCUACCGGUUCCAAGUACGAUGCCAUUCCCGGCCCCCUGGGUUUGGCCUCUGCUUCCCUCGAGGGCAAGGUCGCUCUCGUGACCGGUGCCGGCCGUGGUAUUGGUCGUGAGAUGGCCCUUGAGCUCGGACGUCGCGGUGCCAAGGUCAUCGUCAACUACGCCAACAGCGCCGAGACCGCCGAGGAGGUCGUCCAGGCCAUCAAGAAGUCCGGCUCCGACGCCGCUUCCAUCAAGGCCAACGUUUCCGACGUUGACCAGAUCGUCUCCAUGUUCGCCGAGGCCAAGAAGAUCUUCGGCAAGCUCCACAUUGUCUGCUCCAACUCUGGUGUCGUCUCCUUCGGCCACGUCAAGGAUGUCACCCCCGAGGAGUUCGACCGCGUCUUCUCCAUCAACACCCGUGGCCAGUUCUUCGUUGCCCGCGAGGCCUACAAGAACCUCGAGGUCGGCGGCCGUGUCAUCCUCAUGGGUUCCAUCACUGGCCAGGCCAAGGGUGUCCCCAAGCACGCCGUCUACUCUGGCUCCAAGGGAACCAUUGAGACCUUCGUCCGCUGCAUGGCUAUCGACUUCGGUGACAAGAAGAUCACCGUCAACGCUGUUGCCCCCGGUGGUAUCAAGACCGACAUGUACCGUGAUGUCUGCCGCGAGUACAUCCCCGGUGGCACUGAGCUCGACGACGAAGGUGUCGAUGAGUACGCCGCCGGCUGGUCUCCCAUGCACCGUGUCGGUCUCCCGAUCGAUAUUGCCCGUGUCGUCUGCUUCCUGGCUUCCCAGGACGGCGAGUGGAUCAACGGAAAGGUCCUCGGCAUCGACGGUGCCGCCUGCAUGUAA
Messenger RNA from Colletotrichum lupini, 972 nucleotides. Its product is annotated as short chain dehydrogenase. The coding region runs from base 1 to 972 and encodes 323 amino acids. Lineage: Eukaryota; Fungi; Ascomycota; Sordariomycetes; Glomerellales; Glomerellaceae. The transcript has 4 exons. The record is from RefSeq and is a predicted model, not a curated record.